GUCAGGGGGCGCACGCUACCCGCCGGGGUGGCGUGUUGCAAGCCCGUCACAACUCGCCGGUAGCCGCCGCCCGCAGCUCAGUGUCACCUCAAGCGCCACAGGGUGCGGCCGCCUGCCUUGCCGCCGCCGUUUUUUUGCCGCCGUUGCCGCCGCCGCGGCCAUCGCCUCAAUCUUCACCCACCCACCCUGCCACCCCUGUAGUGGUAGCGCCCGACUCCAGCUGACCGGCCUGGAAUCCCGGUUUCGAGCCCCGGCCUGGACCCUCCCUCUGCCUUGAGCCACCCCGACCCCGAGAGAGAUCUGGUGCCGCCGCCGCCGCCGCCAUGGGAGAUACCGGCAGCGAGCGCAGCAAAGCCCCUAGCUUGCCGCCCCGCUGCCCCUGCGGGUUCUGGGGGUCCAGCAAGACUAUGAAUCUCUGUUCCAAAUGCUUUGCUGAAAAAAGAAAUCCACACAAUGAAAAAGAAUUUCAAAAGAAGCAACCAGAUGAUGAGUCCACUCCGAGCACAAGCAGCAGCCAAUCGGAUUUGUUCUCUGGAGAAACAAAUAGUGACAACAGUAAUACCUCCCUUUCUACACAGACUGUUAACUCCAACCAGCAACUUCCGACAGAAUUGAAUGUAACUUCAUUGAGCAAAGAGGAAUGUGGGCCAUGCACAGAUACAGCUCAUGUCUCCUUAACCACAGCAACCAAAAGAUCUUGUGAUUCAGAUUCACAGUUGGAGAACGAGGCUUCUCCUGAGAAACGACCACGGUUACUGGAGGACAGUAAUGACAGACCUGAAGAAAUCAGCCGUUCGAAACAGAAGAGCAGACGUAGGUGUUUCCAGUGCCAAACAAAACUGGAACUGGUACAACAGGAACUGGGAUCAUGUCGCUGUGGUUAUGUCUUCUGUAUGUUGCAUCGCCUGCCUGAACAGCAUGAUUGCACAUUUGACCACAUGGGCCGUGGGCGUGAAGAAGCCAUUAUGAAAAUGGUGAAACUGGACCGGAAAGUGGGGAGAUCAUGCCAGCGCAUUGGCGAGGGCUGCUCCUGAGCUGCAAGACUCUCUACAACCAAAUGCCGUUCUCUUAGUUCACUAAUGUUAGCCUUAUUUAGGACAAAGUCAGCCAGACACCUUGUACUGGGCAAGUUUCAGACUACAGCCAAUCAAUUUGCUUUCUUUAGCCAACCAUCCUGGUACUGUAGUUUAGGGGUUAAUGGUGAUUGACAUUGAUUUCUGGCUGGUUGUUCAGGUGCCUGCUAGCCACCAUAUUAAAAAAAAUGAAGAAAUAUUUUUGAGCAUGGGUAGUGGAUUUUAACAAAAAAAAACCUAAAGGCUUCUGUUAUUGCAGGAAUCGAGCUCUUUAAAAAAGAAAGAAAAAAAAAGAAUAAGCCUUAUGCUGGUAAGUUUCCAGCAGCUGGGUAGAAACUGAUGUAAAAGACUGCUAUGUGUACAUACCUCUCUGGAAGAAAGAGCCCUAACAGCCUGGUUUUCCUAUCCUAGUUAACCUUGAAGGGGUGAUACUCUGCUUAGAGCAGGCAGUGCAGCUGCUGAACCCAGAAGACCUAAAUGGUCACUUAUGCCAUCUUUCCAUAUGUUUUCUGAGGUUAGGUAGCAUCACCAGCAUCAGGGACUCUCUUGGGAUGGGAAUCUCCUUUACGAGAAGCCACAAAGAUGGAGACAAAUUCUUACGACAACUUUUAUAUCAAACACAUUACAGGGAAACUAUUUCUUCACUUAGGUGGAGGAGCAGACACUUUUGUUAAAGUUAGCUCCAUUCUGGAACAAGCAGUAAACAGUGUGCAUUUUCUACACAGCAUCUACAUUGUUUCUUGAAGGGUGUUAUCAGAUCCCAUAUGCCAACCAUUGUGGCUGUAUAGCAUCAGCCAAAACCUGAUUGGCUCUUGUUUGCCUUUUGCUAAGUGCAGGUAUCUGAUAACUGAUCAAAUAAGGCUAAUGCACAGCACAGUAGCCAUGGCUGGAUCCUACAGACUGACUUUCUGUAGCUAAACUUUUAUUGAGGGGUAAAGGACAUUUUGUAGCAGACAGACUUCAGUAACAGUAUUGGGGAACAACCAGGAAAAUCUACCCUUAUUGAAGAGUUUGUAUGCUUCCCUUCCAGUGUGUUAAGGAGAUAAUCAAAAGGGCUGUUCUAGCCUUGCAACUAUGCAACUUCACUGUCAGUGAAGGUUUGUGCCCAUCAUCUGUUGCAAAGCAGUUGAUUGUGGAAUGCAUUGCAUGACAUUGGGACUCUCCAGAUGUUCUUUGGAGCUUCAGUUGUCUAUUGUGGUCUAUCAAUCUCACUGAGCUGAACUGCACAAUUUUUUGUCCUGUGCAGUGGCAGAAAAAUGGCUAUAUCUGUCUGCCUUCAGCUAUGAGCAGAUGUUUCUGUAGAAGGAAGAACUCACGCUGGUGGUGGAAUAGUGUGGUAUAUUUACCCCCCUGAGCCAGUUCGUGCUCCAUUAGCAAAUUGGGAAUUAGGUAUAUAGUUGGGAAUGGGAGACCUGUUGGAGGAAGGGACAGAUUGAUUUGUCUCACACUUGGACAAGUAGGUUACUUUGAAGCCACCUAGUGAAUUAAUUACCCAUAUGUCACUCUAAAAAAAUGAGUUGUGAGUCAAACAGUUUAAAUAAAUCACUGACUGUU
Molecule: messenger RNA, 2627 nt
Organism: Pogona vitticeps (central bearded dragon)
Lineage: Eukaryota; Metazoa; Chordata; Lepidosauria; Squamata; Agamidae
Gene: ZFAND3
Product: zinc finger AN1-type containing 3
Molecular function (GO): zinc ion binding; DNA binding
Source: RefSeq, a predicted model, not a curated record